Molecule: messenger RNA, 522 nt
Organism: Neurospora tetrasperma FGSC 2508
Lineage: Eukaryota; Fungi; Ascomycota; Sordariomycetes; Sordariales; Sordariaceae
Exons: 4
Coding region: 1-522 (173 amino acids)
Source: RefSeq, a predicted model, not a curated record
AUGCAAGAGUGUUUACAGUCCCCGUCGCUUAAGAUCUCAUCCAGAGUUCGUACCCAGCCUACCGGAAAAGGUAUUUUACUCGGGCUUCUCUACUUCCGGAAACAUAUCAGCUUCGAAAUAACACCAUUCAUGUAUCCACAAGGCUUUCUCAUACAAGAUAUAAGGUUGAAGAUAUUUGACCGGUCUGUUGCGUUCCAACCUAGUCGAGCAUGCCAGUCGCUGUCCACCGAACCUCAUGUUUCUCAGGAAGCCUCGACUCUAUCCCAACGUCUCCCGGAGGGAUUAGCCUUCGGCAAGGAAACCGCUGGCUCAAAGAUUCCCUUGCUGGGGCGACUGAUCUUCAGCAUUGGCCUCUUGUUCAGUGAAGCUGACUCGGGAUGCCUUACUGGUUCUGACCGGUUACACUGCGCCCAACGAAAGCUCAUUCUGGAACAGUACGAGUAUGGAAAGGCCGGUAUUGGCUCGCUGUACUGGGACACGACCGAUGGCGUGACAACUUAUAUGAAUAAGCCUCUCAGCUGA